UUUUUUCACAUAGUUACAGAGGAUUUGCUUCGAAAGAGAGCCGAACACAACAACUGUGAGAUCUUUUCACUCGAAGAAAUCUCACUACAUCAACAAGAAAUUGAGAGGUGAUCCUAACUCCAGCUUGCAUUUAAAUUUGCACCCAGCCUAAUUUCUCCAGCAUAAGAAGUUUCUAAAUUGUUAGCAUCGACAAAGCAUACAAAGAAUCUAUAUCAGGCUGUCCUUAAACAUUUGUUGAUUUUUAAAAUUUUUUUGGUAUCUUGUUUUGGAUCAAAAUCAGUGUCUGAGCGACUGUACGUGUACGUACCCCUUCCCUAACUCAACAUCCAACCUAACUUACGCAGCGAGGGGUAGGUGUGCGGUUGCUCUGAUACUGACAUUUAUCCUUUAAUUUUAAUAUUCCAAUCUCAAAUGAUUAAAUCUUAAUGUCUUCUCUACAAUCUAGAAUCAAUUUUCAAUUUUAAGCUAACUACAAUUAAAAUUCUAUAAUUUUAGAAUUUUUAUAGUCUCCUCAAUUAGAGUAAAACUGCUAGGUCUUAUUGACACUUGAAUAAAGAGUUAACCCUUUCACUCCCAAGAUCUAAUUAGUAAGUCUCCUUACUAUCUGCCAUAUAAUUCUUAUGAUGUUAGUUUAGAGAAUUUGGUAUUGGAUCAACUAAUAAUCCCAUAGUUGAUAUUCUUCUCCAUUCUCAUCACCUACCAACUUGAUAUUGUAUCAAUAUUAUAAGGAGAAAUUCUGUCUUAGUCACAUUGUGAGAGUGAAAGGGCUAACCAAAUUAAAAAGAGUAAAUCUCACAUCCUAAUCACUCAAAAAUUUGAGUUUUAUCUUGAACAAUUUAGAUCACUCUCAGGGAUGCAUUUAUAUUUUGGUAUUAAUGUUUUGCUACCGGCCAAUGACUCUUCCUUUAUUUUCCUUAAGGAUCGAGCUCCUUGAUAAACUGUGCAGAGAUCUGAAAAUUCUCUACUUACAGAGUAAUUUAAUACCAAAGAUAGGUAAGUUGUGUUGAGAGAAGAGUAUCCAUCAGGAGGAAUGAAGGUUCUAUCAAGAACUCAAAGAGAAACGGCCCCUUGGAGUUUUUCUUUUUCAAGAAUUUGUUUUUAGGGACAUGAAACAUUUUCCUUCCUAUUGCCUUCCUUUUUUCAGAAGUGGGUGGAUGGGAAAUGAAGCAUUUCUUAGGGGUGGCCUGUGGCCAGAGGGUUGAUUCUAUGUUGGGGAUUUUUCCUUGGGUCCAUUACUUGAAAAGUUUAACCCUUUAACCUUUAGAAUGACCAGUAUUUAAUUUCUCUCUACAGUAUCCCCCCUGAAUCAAACAUAAAGGUCAUAAGAGUGGAGAAAAUGAUCAUUAACUAAAGCUGCUCUUGAUUGUUUGAAAAAUUAUCCAUACCAGCUCCUUAAGAAAUGUAUGGAGAACAGUAUGGAGUAAUUAUGCACAAGGAUUUCAAAGCAAGCUGGUGACCAUCAGCUACUUGAUAACAUGUUGAUGGUUACUUUGGUCAAAAUAAUUACCUUUUGGCCCUUAAUGAACCUUUUACAGUCACCUAUUUUGUGAGAAUCUGACACUUACUUCAAAACAUUUUGAAAACCUGUAUGCAUACUGAUGUUAAGGUGUAGUCGAGAUUGAUAAGUAAUUCUACCAUGACUGCAGAUCAUGAGCUCAAAAUUUACCAUCUUCCUAGGUCUUUUACUAAAUUAAUUAUUACAGGCAAUUCAGAAAAAAAGUGUUUACUUUUGGUGAAGCAUUAUUUUGAUGUAUCAUCUCAUGAAGCAUUCUUAAGCAAGCUGUUAUUUUGGUUGAUCCCAUCUCUGAUUUCAUUUGAACAGUUUUGACUGAUCUCUAUAUCACUAACUUACUAUUUCUUUUAUUAAACCUGUGUAAUCCAGAGAAUGUUAGUAGACUGAAGAAGCUCGAAUACCUCAAUUUGGCAUUGAAUAAUGUUACAAGGGUUGAAAACCUAGAAGGUGAGAAAACUCAAUGUAUACAUGAAUUGAAGUACUGCAUAUCUGUUUUAAUUGUUAAUAUAAUGUUAGAUUCAGUUUUAAGUAUAGGUAUCAUUUACCUAUGUGAAUAAAUCUGUCCCACUGUUAAACAGUUGGCUGUGUUUAACUCUGUUCUCAGGGUGUGAGUCCUUGCAGAAGUUGGAUCUGACUGUCAAUUUCAUUGGAGAACUGACAAGUGUUGAAUCACUAAGAGGAAAUUACCACUUCAGAGAACUGUAAGGAUUUUCACGUUUGUUUUUGAAAUCAUUGUUAACCAAUAUUUUAAUUUGAGAAAAGAAUGUGGUAAACCAGUGUUAAUUAGAAAUGGCAAGAUGUUGGAUAUUCUUUCCAAUAGAACAAGCUCUUAAUAAUAUAGUGUGAGGAGAUACAUUGUCUUAGUUUGUCAAAUUUCAUUGAAACUACCCUGGUCAAAAUUGGUUUUUCUAAGAAUGAUCCAAUAAUUUUUAAACUUUGGUACAAACCCCUUGGUUCUGCUUUGGCCAUGUGAUUUACUUUGAUGCCUUGAGUUUAGGAAGUAAAACGUAAGGUUUGGGAAAAGGCUGGGAAAGUGACUAAUAUUUUUACACCCUAUUCUGUCUAAGCUCUGUAAUGCAUACUUUUUUGACAAGAUUUAUAGCAAAACAAUUAAUUACACUGGUUAUUUAAACCUGUAACUCCAAUAAGUGACCAAGACACAAUUUCUCCUUACAAUAUCAACACAGUAUCAAGCAAACAAGUGAUGAGAAUAAAGAAAAAUAUCAGUUAGAGGACUAUUAAUUAAUCUGAUACCAAAUUCUCAAAACUAACAUCACAAGAACUGUAUGGUAGACAGUAAAGAGAAUUACUGAUGAGAUCUUAGGAGUUAAAGGGUAAAGUAAGCUGGUCAUUGGAAUGUCGUUUGGUUUUUCUGGUCAGUUAUUUAACAGGAAAUCCCUGUACAGAGUAUGAGGGUUACAGAGAAUAUGUCAUAGCAACUUUGGAUAGUUUAAAAUGGCUGGAUGGAAAAGAGAUUGAUAAAUCUGAAAGGAUUUUAGCCAAACAGGUUAGUCAAUGAUAACAUUAUGAUAGCAAAUAGUUUUCACUUUUGAGAUAUUCACUUUUUUAGAAUGCUUAUUACAACUUGCCUUCUUAUAUGAAGUCAUACAAAAAUCUACUUGUGAAUGCAGAGAUACCAAUCUCUUGAGAUCUCAAAUCUGGAGAUUUUUUUUCGGACCAGCACCCCCUCCCAACAGAAUUUGACAAUGCAACCCCCCCUGGAAAAUUUUUUUUUAUUAUUUGAGCAAUUUCACAGGGAAAACGUGGAUCUAUCUGUCAGGGACUUCAAUUUGUUGAAUACUCAUCUAAUUAGGCUCUCGCUUAUAUAGUUGUUUGCAAUGAACAACAUGCAUUUUGCAAGAAAAUGAAGCCAGAAACUGAAAUACAAGUACAAGAAGCCAGUGAUUUUGGAAUUUUGGAACAUAUGAAGCUUAAAUCUUAGUUUUUUGUGGGCAACUGAUCCAAACUUCCUUUCAUCUGGGAGUUCUGGUCACCCAUACGGGAGAGUGGGAGAUUGGCUCUGUAUCUGGGUGACUCGCAGAUAAUCCAGAAGAGUUGGCAUAAUUAUGUGAUGGAUCCAUUUUAAAAAUUUUAAUAAAUUAAAUAUACAAUGUGACUCCCAAUGAAGAGAACUCAUGGUAGCUUGAACAUAUCAAUGUUUGAGUUUAUUUAAUGACCUCUUUUCUUUUUGUAGGAUUAUGAGAACAUUAGAAACAAGAUCGUUAGUCAACAAUCUGACCAUGCAAAGAAAAGGGUAAAAUUGCUUAGUUCUUGUCUUUUUAAGCUAAAUAGAGAACACUUAAUAGUAGUAACCAAUUGUUUAGAGUGUUAACUUCACCAGUGGAUUAGAAUUUGUGGACGAGCCUCUUAAAUUUUUUAGUACCGUCAGCUUACAGACAAUGUCAUGUAACACAGAAAGCCUAUUAAUCAGUUUCCAUUUAUCAGACACAAAGUCAAUUCUACUUCUCUGAAAAAGAACUUUUAUACUUUUAGGUAAAGAUUAGUCCUUCCUGGGCCAAUUUCAAUGACAACAUUCCUUUUGUAUGGCUACCAUCAUAGGACCAUCACAGUCUGCAACUUACAGUCUGUCAACUGAUACAACUAGGCCAAAAUGAGAACUGUUUCUCCAAACUAGACUGCAUUUUAUUUAGCAGACCAGUUGAUAAAGUAAACUGUAGGAACCUUGGAGUUGUGGCUGAUUGAAUGAUCUGAUCUUCCAGAGGAGAGUAGUCCUAAGAAGAACCGUUGCCAGGGGUGGAUCCAGUAGUUUUUGAUGAUGGGGGAGGGGGGGGGAGGGGGUGUCUAAACUUUGGUUAAAAAAAGAAAAGAAUUAUAUUUGCUGUAAAUUAGUCCUCUAAUCCUGUAGUUGCAAUAAUUUUGUUGAAGUAACUUAAAAAGAAAAACUAGUAAAAACACAUAAGGGCCUGAUAACGAGGAGGUUCAGACCAACCCCUGGAUCCACCACAGUUUGCAGAUGACAGUGAUUCACCAAUCCUGCACUGAACUCUGCCAAAGACCUCCUCUUAGACUGUUGAAAUCUCAGUUGCUGUCACCAAUAUCAGUGCUUUUCGGGACUGCUCUCAUAUAUAUUCAUAAAAUAUAUUUCUUUCAGGAAAGAGAAAAACAGGAAGCAGCCAAAACAAAAACAGCUGAAAAAGAGUUACAGUCAGGCAAUGAAAAUCAAAAUGAUUGUAUCAGGUGAGGCCUUAGAUCAGGGUGUACAUGUAGAUUUUCAACCUCCUUUAUUUUCCUUUGAAUAGCUUGUUAACAGGCCUUCAUUGUAAGAGCUUCAGCAUGUAUGUUUCUUUGCUCACCGUAGAGUAUGAGGCCUUGAGUAAUGUGAGCAACCAAGAGGUGCUCAGCACAUUGCUGCAUCAGUGCAUUGCUGCACCAGUGCAUUGCCACACCAGAGCAUUGCUGCACCAGUGCAUUAUUGCCUGCAGCACCACAGUUUCCUUAGAAAGUUAACCCCUGUAUUCCUUUAGAACAGUUUUCUUUCUUUUCUGCAAUAUAUGAUCAACAUCUCCCACCCCACCCCACACAAGCAAAUGAGCUCAGAUAGUCAUGAAAACUAGAGGUAUUUCAAUUGUUUAUGUAUUUCUUGUUGCCUUUGAUUGAUGGUAAAUGCUGUCUUUACUCCCAGUGAAUCUAGUGAAGAAAAUCAAAGAAAAACCGAAAAGGAAGAAGAGGAAGAGGAGAAAAGGUCGGAUGAGUUUUUAAAGCAACAAACAUAUUUUAUAAGCCUGAAAAAAGGAUUCUAAAGAAUAUUUUCUUUGAAAAUCCUUGCAUUCCAAGCUUUUAACAGCCAUGAAAUCAGAUAAUGAUCAUGAUCAGCUCAUGUAAAAAGGGAAAAUAAUUAGGGUCUCAAAUAGUGGGAUAUAGCAUCAAAACUAUUCUGUUUCUAGUGGCUUUUAUGGUCAUAAGGUAAUUUUCAUUUUUUUACUAUGAACUAAAAUGAAAGGAAAUGAAACUCAAUGAUUAUAUACAUAAGACUUAAAACAGUUUAUGCUAAGAUGGAGGUCUACUGAAUAUUGUAAGUCUAAAGCCUAAAUGGCUCAUAUGGCGAACACUCUUAUGGUGACCUCUAUUCCAUCCCCUUUCCCCCACCCUCCCCUCCCCUCCCCAAGGUUAAGCAUAAUCAAAGUUUUUUUCCUGAUUUCAGAUUUUGGCAGGAGAAAACAGAUUUUACCCCAGAGUCCCGAAUAGAGUUGCAUCAACAUAUUGAGGAAAAGCGCAAGCAGAGGGAAAAGAUAGAUGAUGAGUGAGUGAAUAGAUUUUAAUUCCUGAAAAGUUCCAAAGCAAAUGCAACAUUAAGCAAACCUUCAUUACUUAGACUAGUUGUAUAAAGUUUAAUAUUUUGAAAUAAAGAAUUGAGAUGGAAGAGUGGCCAUGUUUAUAUGUUUUCUCUCUUUAAAGUCUACCGUACCUUUGCUUGUUUUAUAAUCAUUAACAUUUGAAUGUGUCAAUCAAUGUGAAGCUUGAACAUCUUCUCCUCUCCAAAUCCCCUAGGCAUUUGUACUUUUGAAGAUUGCUCUUUCAAAUUCCUGUCCUCAGGGGCCAACAUUGUGUUCAGUGCCCCACCCAUUGAACAAUUGUUUGUAUGAUCAAAGUAUUUUGUUACUACCCUUGAGUUUUUUGCUUGUAAGAAUCAUUGUAUGGAGUGAAAAUUGUCUUUCUGAACCAUUUACUCACCAAAGCAGACUCUUUACUUUUAAACUACCCCAACCAUUAAAGCAUGUGUAUUAUACUGGAAAAACUUGUCACUACCAGUUCAAAUGCCCCAUCCCAAAUGCCCAUGGGUUGCUGGAGGGGUGCAGGGGAUGUUGAAGCUUCAAAUUGAUUGGCAUGUUAUUUAAAAUGAAAAGCUUAAAUUUAUAACAGAAUGCAGUUGAGAGAUGUUUAUCAUGGAAUUUUCUUUUUUUUUAUUUUUAGGAGAAUUGGAAGAAAUAAGCCAGCCAAAGAAACAAGGUUCUUUGCCAGCGAUGGCCAUGUGUUGAAUAUAAACCAAGGAAAGUGAGUAAUUUUUUAUAUUCUCUGAGGUCAAAAUGUUGUAAAAACAUCAGUGACACUUUCAGUUACAUUUUGUGUACCACUCUGUUGUUGUUACCACAUAGUGGGAUCCAUUGCUGAACAGACGCAUGGCAAUGUGAAAUUUAUUUAGAUGGAAAUAGUAGAGAUGGUUAGAUGAUGGUAUUGAGAGAUGAUAUUGCGCAGUCAAUCAGAUAGCAGUAUCUGUGAUAGGAUGCUAGUACAUAUAUACCAAAAUGAGCUAGUAAGAUUUGCUCUACAUGGUGGUUGAAGAUCUUUGUAAAACCUCAAGAGAGCUUAAGUACUCAAAAUGUGAGCAUGAAAGCACUGUUUGAACAUGCUAUGGUGUAAGAUGUACGGUAAAAUAAUUGGAUCACUUUUCAAGACUUUCGAAUUUGUUAAUGAAUGUAUCCUUGUUGUAAAUUCUUUAGCUUACUAACAACCCCCAAGGUCUUACAGAUGUCUUUUUUUAAUUGUCUUUUUUUUUGGUAUGAGUUGACAUCUCCAUUUUUUUAGUUUAAAAAUUUGUGUUGAUUGUUUGGUGAUACAGAUGGGAUUUCCAGUUUGAUGAUGAUGAAGACAACAAUAGAUUUGUUUUGGAUUUACCUUGUUUUAGGUAAGUGUUGCAUGAUUUUAUAUUUAUAUAUUUUUGUCCUAUAUAUAAAUACUAGCAGAAGUAAUUUCAGUGCACAGGCUGAGUGGCUCACACCUCAAGAGCCUCUGCUCUUCACCACAACAUGAAAGGACUUCAAAGUCUACAGCCCUCAUCAAGUUUUCUGAAAACCCCAUUCCUCUCUCUGAAUGUCGCAUUAUUUGCACAUGUAAUUUUUUAAUUGCCAACAGUGAAAUAGGAGAAGGGGGAUCUGAGGUGGGAAAGUUGCAAGAAUUAUGGCAAAGAUUGUGGUAGUAUAAGUUCUUAGGCAGCUCAUUGUGACUAAAUAAAUAUAUUUUAUGUAAUGUAUUGUAGGUGUUGUGUUGUUAGUAAUGAAAUUUAUGUAAUGUACAUAAUAUAUGCCAUUGUCAAUAAAGAUUUGUAAAAAUUAAUUAAAUAAAAGAAAUACUUGGUUCUUGUGCGUGUGAUACAGUUGACCCUUCAUUAAGCAGCACUGUAUUGAGCAGACACCCUUUUAUUCCUUGUCUAACCCUUUAACUCCCAUAAGUGACCAAGAUAGAACUUCUCCUCACAAUAUCAAUACAAUAUCAAGCAGAAAAGUGAUGAGAAUAAGGAAAAAUAUCAGUUGGGGAUUAUAAGUUGAUCCAAUACCAAAUUCUCCAAACUAACAUCACAAGAACUGUAUGGCAGACAGUAAGGAGAAUUACUAAUGUGAUCAUGGGAGUUGAAGGGUUAACUCCUGAAAUCAACAUCAGCACUUUGAGUUCAAAUGUCCGAAACACAUAGCAAGUUAUAUUUCUUCGUUUGACUGUUAGGACAAAUAUUAUGCACUAUGUACAAUAUGCAAGUCAUUUUCUGGUCAACCUGUAUUAAAAGGUCAUUCCACCAUUCCCAUCGGUGACCUCCUAAUACAGGUUCGACUACAUAUUAUUUGUAAAAUCCUUAGUGGUCUGUCAAAGUAAACACUCUGCUUAUGUAUAAUCCAGCCCUCUUGAUUGAACAAGCUCAAUAAGGAAAUCAUUGUUGUGCAAUUUUUUCCCUUCGAGGCACCUGGACACAUCUCUUAUUGAUGUUGAUGUACAGCCCACUUAUGUGAGAGUAACAGUAAAAGGCAAGGUACCAAAAUAGAUAAUACAAGAAAGUUGAGCUGGAAAGAAUUAUAGUUUAUUUUUUCAUUCUUAAACCUGGGUGCUAACAAUAACGAGAAGAAAAGAACUUUUUAAUUGGCAGGAAUCCAGUGACCACACAAAACAUAUGAGAUGAUGGGAUUUACAAGAGUUUCACCAAUUGGAUUAAAAUUAUUUUGUUUCAUUUACUUAGUCAUCAAGGGUGUUUUAUGCCAUUCAAUGCAUAGGAAAACUGGAAAUUUGAGUUAGAAAAAACCAGUAUGUAUCAUUAACCACUCUAAAAAUGAUUUAUGUUUGUUGUUUGUAGCUAGCCCUGAGUGAGCUUUAAUUGAGUUUUGAACAACACAUCCAAGGUGGUAAUUUCUGUUAAAUGUGCACUUGGCCCUUAAGCAACCUGUCCAGUUGAACCUUAGAUUGAAAUUGGCUUUAUAGUCUGAGAUGAAAAACAUUUCAACACUCAUACAUCUACAAUCAAAAGUUGUAAAGACGUAAAACAAGUUCUGUAUCCCAAAAACUGGCUGAUCUUUCAUUAACUUUUAUUAUUAAUGAUGCACUAAAUUGUGAAGUAACUUAACUUUGGUUUUGUAGCAAGGAAAACUGGCCUCAUCACAUAGUGAAGGGCUAACUGGCCAUUAGAGCUAUAAUUAGUUCUUAACUGGGUACUAUUUGAAUGUCGUAAUUUUAUAAAAUGAUAUGAAAAUGAUUUUUAAACAAAUAACAUAAUUCUAAUGUAGGUUUUUCAACUGGCUCUGUCCGAGGAAGUUAACCCUGACUCAAGCUCAGCCAAGAGAUCUCAAACAACUGGUCAUCUGAUAAUUUCAAUGCCCAAGGUAUGUAACACUUCUGGCAAUAAACCUUAGCUUCAUUGGGCUCGAGUGUAAAAAAGGAAUUUUUGUUUUCUGUAUUUUUGGAUCCCCUUGCAAACAAACACAAACACAAUCACAGCUCCAAACAAUUUGUUGUCACUAUUGAUGGUACAUUCUGGUUACAUUAAAGGUGCAACAAGUUGUAAAGCCACUGAAGAAGACUUUACCAACCAAAAUUGAACCAAGUCCUAGUAGACAAAAGCAAGAAGCUCAGCCAUCAUCAGAUCCAAGUAAACAUAGCAGGUAUCACAACAGCUGGAGCCAAACUAAUUCUCAGGGUGAAAAAUUUAGCCGUGAUUAUGUCACUUUAAAAUCAACUGUUGAUUAAACAUUAAAACAGGCCAAACUCCUGACCAUAACUUUGUUUGAUAUUGACACCAAACCUUGAAGCCGAAGUUAAGUUGAUAAGGGUAGAACUUAUUCGAUUAACUCCCAGAAGUGAUCAACAUGUAACUUCUUCCCAUAAUAUUCAUACACUGUCCAGCAAACAGGUAAUGAGAAUACUCACACAUAUCAGGUUGAAGUUAUCUUGAUCUAACACCAAAUUCUCGUAACUAAUUUACAAGAAAAUGUGUAGCAGCUAGAGGGGAGAAUUGACAAUGAGAUCUUGGGAGUUAAUGAGUGAAUCAAUCAAGUGAAAUUUCAUGAACAUUCACAUCAAACUUCCUACUCUUUCAAAAUAAUAAAAUUCCUUAGCUCUCUCAAAGCUCUAUUUUUGACAUUUUCCAUGAGGUAUGGUGAAAAGUUGGUUCCAAAAUUAAGUAAUGGUUUUUGUUUUUACAGAACUCAUCAUGAACGAUUGGAAGUUGAACCCAAUAUUAACAGUGAUAUGGACUUCAGUAAGAUUGCAAACAAUAGCCAAGACAAAACCAAACAAAGAGAUUCUGGGAGAGUCAACACAUACUCAGAAUCAAAGGAGGAAAGUUUUGUUGAUGAUCCAGAUGUUCCACCUCUCAUAUGA
Messenger RNA from Pocillopora meandrina, 10108 nucleotides. Lineage: Eukaryota; Metazoa; Cnidaria; Anthozoa; Scleractinia; Pocilloporidae. The record is from the annotation of a GenBank genome assembly.